UGCGAUGCUCUGUACGUCUUUGUGAAUUUACCGUGUGGAAACAUCUUGAAAUAUCUAGCUUUGACUUAACCAGAUAUUAUAGUAAUCGUCGCUUAAUUUGAACACAAUGUCGGAUUCCUUGUUGCAGUGGUGUGUGGACCAGUUACACCAUAAAUUUGGUUUGGAUGCGAGCGAAGACAUCGUACAGUACAUUCUGUCCAUUGAGAAAGCUGAGGAAAUUGAAGAGUAUGUGGGAGAUCUCCUGCAGGGCACUGAUGGGACUAAAAGACAGUUUAUUGAUGAGCUCCUCAGCAGAUGGAUGAGGUCCAAAAGACAAACCUCAGACACCACCAGUCUUUUUCUUCUGAAAGAAUCGGUGUCACCAGAACUGCAAGACUGGUCUAAAGACACUCAAAAAAAGGCUAAACGCAAAGGACGUAACAAACAGGAAAUGGUGACUGCGACCAUAAAGGAACCUGAGCCCGAAGCAGUGAAGACGCCCAUCGAUUUGAUAAGGGCUCAGGAACACAAUAGUUCUUCUUCAGGAAAGAAGAAAUCAAAGUUUGUCAAUCUCUAUGCCAAAGAGGGCCAGGACAAGUUGGCUGUUCUACUCCCAGGCCGAUAUCCCUGUGAGUGCCUUGCUCAAAAGCACAAACUCGUCAACAACUGUCUCAGCUGUGGGCGUAUUGUGUGCGAACAGGAGGGUUCAGGACCGUGCCUCUUCUGUGGAAGCCUGGUUUGCACAGCAGACGAGCAGGCGAUUUUACAACGAGACUCUAACAAAAGCCAAAAACUCAGAAAGAAACUCAUGGGAGGUGAGAGUCCGAGCUACUCAGUCAAAAAUGCCAGGGAAAGCUGUGGAGAGUUUAACUCUAAAUUUGAUUUUGUUUUGACAGAUUGUGCAGAAAGAGAACUCCUUCCACAUCAAGAUGCCAAGAUAAAAGAUGGUUUGGAGAAAGCAAUUCAGCACAAAGACAAACUGCUGGAAUUUGACAGAAAUAGUGUGAGGAGAACCCAGGUUCUGGAUGAUGAGGCUGAUUACUUUGCAACCGAAUCCAAUCAGUGGCUUUCCCCUGGUGAGAGAGAGAAGCUGAGGAGGAAGGAGGAGGAGCUGAGGGAGCUUCGUCAUGCAUCUCGCAAGGACAGGAAGAUCACGCUGGACUUUGCUGGGAGACAAGUGAUUGAUGACGGAAACAAUAUGGAUGCAUAUUAUAAAAAAUUGGAUGAGACUCUUCAUGCCAUGAACAAUGAACCCCAGUCAAAGGAGUUCUCCGGCAGUCCAGGUGGAAGGAAGAACAUCAGUGGGCUGAUCAACCCAGACCUCCGACAGGCGGCGCCACAGUGGGUGGAUGUUGGAGGUGGUGAAAACCACAGCGGCUCCAUGAAGCAACGAGUGAGUGUGGAGGACCAGGAGGGGAAUGGGCGUCGCAGGCUGCGGCUCCAAGACAAAGAGUUGCAGGAGAUCUCUGACGGAGGCUGGUGCCUCAGCAUGCAUCAGCCGUGGGCCUCACUGCUGGUCAAGGGCAUCAAGAAGGUAGAAGGCAGGACCUGGUACACUUCACAUCGAGGUCGACUUUGGAUUGCAGCCGCAGCCAAAAAACCCACACCUCAAGAGAUCGCUGAAGUGGAGGAAAUGUACCGACGUCUUUCUAAGAAAGAAAUCAAGUUUCCUAAAGACUAUCCCGCUGGCUGCCUGUUGGGUUGCAUAAAUGUGACAGACUGCCUCUCCCAGCAGCAGUUUAGGGACCAGUUCCCUGAAACCUGCGAGGAGUCGUCUUCUCCAUUCGUCUUCAUCUGCACUAAUCCCCAGGAGCUGCUGGUGAAAUUCCCCAUGAAAGGAAAACACAAGAUCUGGAAGCUGGAGAGUCACCACCACCAGGGUGCCAAGAAGGGGCUGGUUCCAUCAGCAGCAGACUGACGCUGGAGGACAGGCUCAAGGGGAACACGGCAAAUGACCGUCUUUAAGCAGUUGGUCUCAGCGACCAGUGUCAGCUGGUCUUUUUUCCUUUCAUCACUUUAAUAAACACAUAAAUAAUGUUAGUUACAUGCAAAAAAAAAAAAAAUAACCUUAUUUUUUGUUUCUAGAUUAUUUUUCCGGCAAAAAUAAAGUGUCAAAAUAAAUCAAACUAUUUUAAGAUGCUUUUGUAUUAAAAAAAAAAGAUUUGUGUUGCAAUACAAGAAUCCCCCAAGUUAAGACAAUUCAUCAUUUAUUUUUAGUUAAACAGCCAGAGGAGAUUUUUAUUUUUAUUUAACUCAUGCAAAUCAGACUUAACCUUCACACAUUUAAGGCCGCAUUUACACCAACAGCAGACUUUUGACUAUAAACAGAGCGUUGUCUGUUUUAGUGCAGCCGUUUCGUGACAACAGGAAAACAAAUACUAAAAAUAGUAAAAGCUGCUCCAUCUCGUCAAUCCAGCUUCACCAAGCAACAUAUGUUUUGUUUUUUCAAUUCAGGAUUAGAAAUAUUGAAACCUUUUCUAGUUUUAAGGCUAAUGGAAAUGCAGUAUAAGGUUUCUGCAAGUAAAUACGCAACUGCUCACAAACAUUUAUACUAUGUUGGGUUUUUUUUUUUUUCUACAAUUGUAAAGCAAAGAAAAUCAAAAACAUGCUAAAAGUUUCAUGAAGGCACCUGAGGGUGAUGAGACUGUUUUGUAAAAAUGCGGAGCUCCCAAACCAAUGCCAUAUGAUAAAUCUUACAACAAACAUUUGCUUCUAGAUUGGUUUAAAAAAUGGUUGUGGUCCGUGUUCUCAUUAUUUUCUUUCUUGAUUGUCAAACCGGGGCAAAUAAUUGUGUACUUCAUAAUUAAAAAGUAUAUUUGACCUCAAAAUACAAAGAAAAAGGUGUUUUGUUUUUUGUUUUUUUGCUUGACAGAUAAUAAUUCUUAGUGAUCAGCCUUGUGUUUUUUUAUGAAGGACUGCAAGGAACAGAUUGGUUUCCCAAUCUUUUUUCUUACUGUGCAUUUAAACAAAAUAUGCCGCCUCCACAAAAGUUUCGUCAUUUUCAAAAGUAUGUCAUAAAUAAACCUCGCCUCACUGAACAGAUUCGUGAGUCAGUUUAAAAACAUCUGUCUUUUUUCAUCGCCGCCAACAAACAUGGCUCCUGUAUCCACAGGAAGGGAGGUGGAAAGAGUCUCACUGUCGGGGAAAUAUCAGCACAUGCAGGCCGCUACCUGUUUGGCAGACUGUGCCAAAGUUAGGCAGAGAAAAACACUCAGCCUGUGAUUCUAUGGGACGACAUCAGUGCUCACAGAAUGAAAGAAAUGAUGAAUCAGGGCCUGACUCCAGAUACACAACCGGAACUGAAACAAGGCUGUUUGCACUUGUUUACUUAAAGCUGCACAGAAAAGUGUUGAGUUGUUCCUCUAAGCCUCGCUCUGCAGUAAAGCCCUCAGACUUUUGGACUCAACUCAGAUGGAAUUUCACGUACUCCCUCCAUACAUGCAGCAACACGCUGUCAGAGAGGAUAAAACUGGGAUGCAGGGAUAUUUUCAGUCUAAACAGCUUGUGUUAUUUCAUGUGUGCCCUCCACCUGAUCCUGCUUUCUUGCCUUAUGGGUCCUUUGCUUACAGGCCUUCAGCAAUAUCUGCAUUUUUAAAGCCCAUAAUCUUAAUGUUUCCACUAAAACCAUGUAGGAUUCAAAAAAGACAAAAUUCCCUUAAGACCUUGCGCUGUUGAACUCAGCCUCAGUAUCUUGUCAUGGUCACUUGCUUUUUUGGAAAACAAGGGGAAAGAUGUCUCAGAUAUCAUGUGUGCUGUUUUUUAUGAACGAAACUUCCGAUUUCCUGCACUGAUGGAUGUGAGGCUUUUUACAGAGGUGCAACAAACAGAUUUAAAGCUAAUCUCUAUGCAUUCUACUGUUUAAAGCAAGAAGACAGUUUGUAAUUUCUGCACGUACGUUUCUAAUAAAGCUUGGUCAUGCAAGACAACACAAAUGAGCAUUGGGUCAAAAAUAGAAGAUUGAAGCCGGUUUUUGAGGAACGACAUUAGACUACUAAAGCAAGUUUGCUUUUUAGACUCCAUGAAGAAAAAAGAAAGUAUUUAAAUUUCACUGUUAAAAUAAUGUUUAAAUAUAAAUGAAAAAAUCCUUGCACUUGGUUACAAGAUCAGAAAGCAAGAGGACUUUCGCGAUGAAAAUGCACGCACACAGCAGCUUUUAAGUGAUUUUGCAUUUGGUGAUUGUUGAGUUGAAACCAACCGUCAUAAGUUGUGUGAGGGAUUUUAUUUCACCAGCACAAGAACAAGAACUCUAUAAAUAUCCUGCUUUCAACAGAAAGAAAAUCUGCUUCCAUGCUGAUGAAAGUUCAGCUGUGGUCACUUGUGUGACAGAAGAUUAAUCAGGAAAAGGUUCCAACAAACUUUUAAUAUUAAAUUUGCAAAAAAAAA
Oryzias latipes (Japanese medaka) is the source of this 4362-nucleotide messenger RNA. RefSeq names its product thyroid hormone receptor interactor 4 (gene trip4). Gene Ontology annotation, molecular function: zinc ion binding. Gene Ontology annotation, cellular component: RQC-trigger complex; nucleus. Lineage: Eukaryota; Metazoa; Chordata; Actinopteri; Beloniformes; Adrianichthyidae. The record is from RefSeq and is a predicted model, not a curated record. Gene Ontology annotation, biological process: rescue of stalled cytosolic ribosome.